This is a messenger RNA of Castor canadensis (American beaver), 386 nucleotides long. Lineage: Eukaryota; Metazoa; Chordata; Mammalia; Rodentia; Castoridae. The record is from RefSeq and is a predicted model, not a curated record.
CUCAGGUGUCUCUCGGAUCAUCAGUGCGAGCCAUGGCCCAGGAGCUGUACCACCCGGAGUUCGCCCGGGCGGGCAAGCAGGCGGGGCUGCAGGUGUGGAGGGUCGAGCAACUGGAGCUGGUGCCGGUGCCCGAGAGCGCGUACGGCGACUUCUACGUCGGGGAUGCCUACCUGGUGCUGCACACCGCCAAGGCGAGCCGAGGCUUCAGCUACCGCCUGCACUUCUGGCUGGGACGGGAGUGCUCCCAGGAUGAAAGCACAGCAGCUGCCAUCUUCACUGUCCAGAUGGAUGACUAUUUGGGUGGCAAACCAGUGCAGAACAGAGAACUUCAAGGCUAUGAAUCUACUGAUUUUGUGGGCUAUUUCAAAGGAGGUCUGAAGUACAAG